Messenger RNA from Lytechinus pictus (painted urchin), 7585 nucleotides. Its product is annotated as adhesion G-protein coupled receptor F1-like. Gene Ontology annotation, cellular component: membrane. The record is from RefSeq and is a predicted model, not a curated record. Gene Ontology annotation, molecular function: calcium ion binding; G protein-coupled receptor activity. NCBI's taxonomy places the organism in Eukaryota, Metazoa, Echinodermata, Echinoidea, Temnopleuroida, Toxopneustidae. Bases 56 to 4279 code for a protein of 1407 amino acids. The transcript is spliced from 21 exons. Gene Ontology annotation, biological process: cell surface receptor signaling pathway; G protein-coupled receptor signaling pathway.
AGUUGGGACGUGUGGCGUACCACAGCUGCUACCACCUCUUUCAACAUCAUGCCCAAUGGAACAACAAGUUUCAUACAAUACAUCCUGUGAAUUUUCAUGUGAAAAUGGCUAUACUCUACAAGGAAUGUCACCGUUGAGUUGCUUGGCCAGCGGAAACUUUUCUAAUGAGAUACCAACCUGCCAAAUUGUGACCUGUCUUCUACCUGAGACAUUCUCUCAAGAACUGUCUUCUGUAGACUGUGACGCUGGAAGCUCCAUUGACUUUAAUUCACUGUGUACAUUCGAGUGUUCAGAAGGACACGAUUUAGUUGGUAGUAGUACUAUUACUUGCCAGAGUAAUGGAGAAGUAUCAGCAUCUAUUCCUACCUGUUCAGUUGUAUCCUGUUCCAUACCUGAGUUUCCAUCACGCUUGUCAUCUAUGACGUCACAAUGCAAUGGCGGACAAUCCAUCAAUUACACACAAACCUGCUCAUUUUCAUGUGAUACGGGAUAUAAUCUGGUUGGAUCUUCAUCAGUUACGUGUUUGGCUAACUCGUCUCUUUCUGACAGCUUGCCAACGUGUGAAAUUGAGACGUGUGGCGUACCACAGUUGCUAUCACCUCUUUCAACAUCAUGUCCAAUGGGACAACACGUUAGAUACAAUACAUCCUGUGAAUUUUCAUGUGAAAAUGGCUAUACUCUACAAGGAAUGCCAUCUUUGACUUGCCUGGCCAGCGGAAACUUUUCUGAUGAGGUACCAAAUUGCCAAAUUGUAUCCUGUUCCCUCCCGGAGGUAUUCUCAGAAGAAUUUUCAUCUUCUGUCAACUGUGAUGCCGGAAGCACCAUAGUCUUUAAUACAACUUGUAGUUUUGAGUGUUACAUAGGAUAUUCUCUAAUCGGUGUUGAGAAUAUCACUUGCCAGACUGAUGGUCUUCUCUCAGCCGCAGUGCCUUACUGUAAUGUUGUGACGUGCAGCAUCCCAAUGUUCCCAGCAAAUCUGACUACACCAAACACACAGUGUGGUGAAGAGAUGAUGAUAGACUAUAACACAAUGUGCAUGUAUGAAUGUCAGCAGGGCUAUGACCUCAUCGGCAACGCCUCUAUCGGUUGCCAGGCUAACGGUGAACUUUCCACUGAUCUACCCACUUGCCAAGUCAUUGAUAUAUGCCAAAAAUUCUCCCCUUGCCCUACGGUAUCGACAUGCAACGGGGGCAUCAGCACCUUCUCUUGUUCGUGCGACGCUGGAUACACGACGGAUGUCACCAUAACGAGUGACACAACCACAUAUACAUGCGUGAACAUCAACGAAUGUAACGCGUCACCUCCCGUGUGUGACAGCAACGCUCGAUGUAACGAUUUAAGUGGCAGCUACCUGUGUACGUGUAUGGAGGGAUUCUCCGGCAAUGGCACAUUCUGUGAAGCUUUAGAACCUUGCACCCUAUCACCUUGCCAAAAUGGAGGAACAUGUACUAAUACUGAUGACGGAUCAUCGUAUAUAUGCACCUGUCCACAAUCGUUUACAGAUGUUAAUUGUAACACUGUGAUUGUAGAACAAGAACCCCUUGCGGUUGUCACCAACCCCGUGUCUCAGAUGGUUGAUGUUGAGGAUCGGGUGACAUUUUCGUGUUCUUUCCAGAACGCUCAGACUUUCAGGUGGUUCAAGGAUAGUGCCCCUAUCCCGAACAGUGAAAAUCAAUCUCCAUUAGUGAUCAACCCAGCUCUUGCCGAAGAUCAGGGAUAUUAUUACUGCUCUGCUAUCGGUGAAGAUGGCACCACUGCUACAACGAAUCAAGCCUUGCUCACGGUUAACGGUGUUGAUAACUAUGUAGUAGUAGCUACAUUUUUAACCAGGACUUUCAACAAUAGUCUAUUGGAUAGAACAUCUUCAUACUUUUUUCAGCUGUCCAAUGAAUUGAUCAAUUUCAUCACGACUCCUCUGCAGAAUAACUUCGAUUCCAGUGUUGCAGCAAGCAUGAAUACCUUUUCUUCUGGAAGCGUUGUGGCGGAGUUUGGCGUCUACGUAUACAAUGGUUCAGUACCAGACAGUGAGCAGUUAUCCAUCAUCCGUUCGACGAUGACAAAUCUUGCUGAAGAAAAUCCUACCUUCCUAGAUCCAGCAUCCAUUCAGACAUUCAGUGCAGUGACCUGCCCAGCGGGAUCUUACAUAACAAGCUAUGGUUACGAAGCCGUGUUUGAUACCGGAGACAUUGGCAGCAGGGCUAACUCCACUGAUGCCAAUUGUCCUGAUUACACCAUUAAUAGGGACUAUCGUAUAGAAGCCAUCUGUGUUGGUGAUACAAUUCGUCCUUGUAUUUGGGUACCCCUGAUGAACUGUGGAAGGAAUCUGACUGCCGAUGAACUACUCAAGAUUCUACUACAGGAGGAAGUUACCGAAGACAACGCAGAAAUGGUGGUCGAGGAAGUGGCAGAAAUUACGACCAUGACCGAGACCAUCUCAACAGAAGGCUUGGAGAUUGUGGCAGAUUUCCUGGAAGAUAUCGUAAAAUUAGAUACUAGUGACGUAGAGGUGACUGAAUCGUUUGUGGCCAUUGCCAACAACUACGCGGAUGUAGCAGAGGAAACACGUGAUAUGGCUGAAGAUGAGAGCGGUGCUUCAAGCCGUGUCGUAGUAUCCUUAGAAACACAGCUCGCUGUAGUAGAAGUGCAGAAUGACUCUCUCCGGAUUAUUGAGCCAAAUAUUGCCGCUGAGGUACUUGAUGUGACUGCAGACGAAAUCAGUCAAGGCUUUACCGUUUACAUGUCUGCUACACCUGACGGAGAUAGCAUUUCCGGUGAUGACUUUCAGGUAGAGCAAGGCGAUCAAACCACGCAGCCAGAGGUGCUUCAAGCCCAAGCCACCCUGUUGUUGCCGCCGACAUUAGGGGACAAGUUGACAGGGUCUACCGGCCGUUUGGUCAUCACCAUUCACCUGGACACAUCUCUCUUCAGGGACAGAGAACUGACAGAGUUGAACGAGAACCAAACGGAGUUUGGACGAGAGUUGAACUCGAGGAUCAUAGGUGCGGCGGUGGAUAAUGAAGAAAUUGAAGACCUAGAGCAGCCAGUGGUUCUAUCAUUUACUCCGAUCAAUCCAAAUGGGACGAAUGCUACCUGCGUGUCCUACAACUUUACCGAAAAGCGAUGGUCCACGAGAGGGUGUAGAAAGACGAGCAAUGAAAGCACAGACAGGAUUACUUGCGAGUGCGAUCACCUAACCAAUUUCGGGACCCUGAUGGAUAUAUAUGGAGGAGAAGGGUUGUCAGCCCGAGCUGAUUUAAUCCUCGACAUCAUAAGCUAUGUAGGCUGCUGCAUGUCAAUAUGGGGUCUGGCUAUUACAAUUCUAACAUAUGCAUCAAAUAAAAAACUUCGCGAUCGUAAGCCCAACCAGAUCCUGCUGUCCCUGUCCGCAUCCCUGUUGUGUCUUUACAUCGUCUUCCUCGUCAUGAUAUCGGUCGAUACGGAACGAGGGGUGGAAGAAAUACCCCCUCUACCCUGCUGUAUUCUUGCCGGCUUCCUCCAUUAUUUCACCCUGACAUCCCUUUUCUGGAUGGCCGUGGAGGGCUACAACAUGUACAUCCUUUUUGUACGUGUUCUCAAUACGCAUUUCCCUCGUUUCUUAAGGAAGGCAUCGUUGUUUGCUUGGGGGACCCCUAUGUUGAUAGUUGGAAUCACAGGAGGGGCAUCGAGGCAGUAUUACGUACAGACGGACUUUUGCUUUCUCCGAUUCUGGCCUCUAAUUGGUGGACUUCUGAUUCCAAUUGGCUUGAUCAUGAUCUUCAACUUCGUUAUCUUCGUCCGCGUCAUCCUGAGACUAAACAAAACCAUUAAAGGGAAGCAACUUGAUAAGACGGAGAAGCGCCAACGCCUGCGAAGAUUCCAGAAUGCAGUGUGCAUCCUUGUCCUCAUGGGGCUGACGUGGGCUGUGGGUUACCUGAGCAUCAUCCAGCCUGCCGCUGAGGUUGUUCAGGGAGUCUUCACCAUCCUCAACUCUUUGCAGGGCUACUUCAUUUUCAUGCUCUACUGCGUCCGCCAGCCUCAGGUUCGCCGCGCAUGGCGCUCGCAGUUCAGCUGUUGCUUGCCCAAGUCCUUCGGCGCGUCGAGCGCCUUCACAUCAGCUUCCGGACAGACAAACUCCACGUCCAAGAACAGCUCUGCGAGGCUCAUGGCUCAGAGAAACCAGCAGAAUAGGUUGUUGGCAAACUCUGAAUCCAAUGGUUUCCGACCAGAGACAAUAAUGCGUACACCACCUGAGAGACUGCCUAGAUCAGCUGCCUAUGAUAACGAAGGCGGCGACUGGUGAUUGAAUUAAUUUUUUUUGUUAUACAUGUAGAAUAGUGAUUUACAUCUUACUCAGAGAAUUUACAUAGCUAUCCUAUAUUCCGGCAAAUUGUCAAUGAGAGACAUACAGUGAGCAAGAUGAACAUAAUUCUUCUGUUUUGAAGCUGUUCCAUGUACUAAAGCCUGUGGAGAGAACUAAACGAACAAAUUUCGCUGUUUUCGAAGGAUUCCAGAACGGCUCCAAAUCAGCUUUACAAAGGGAGAGAAAAAGGGGCCACAAAAAGACUGCAAAACAUUUGUACAAAGCGAGAGAAAGGGGCUAAAAAGUGGCCACAAAAUGGCUACAAAAUAGCAAGUUUUUACCGCUUUUUCAGUAGUCAUGCUCAUUUUACUUUUACGUCGGGGCAUGCUUCACCUUGUUGACAGGUUCAGUAACCGACUGAGUCAUACCAAACACUUAUGAAAAUUGGACCUUCUGUAUUUUAGCUAGUUACUCUUCAUGUAGAUUCGAGAAGAGUCGUAGUGAUGCCAAUUGGCUGUAAGGGCAGUUUCAUGAGUUAUACAUGUAGAUACCAUGGAUGAAUAAAACGUCAUUGAAAUUAUUAAUAUUUCAAAGUAGUUAUGUCAUGCGCAACAAUAAUGUACAAAUAGCGAAUAGGCAUAAGUGCGAUGGUGCGAGAUUUUGCAUGAGGUGAAAGAAAGAUGCUCUAUUCAACGAGGCGUUAGCCGAGUUGAAUAGGGCGUCUCUUUCUUUCACCGAAUGCAAAAUCUUGCACCAUUGCACGAAUAAGACUAUUCGCUAUUUGUGUUGUACAACGCCUCGGAAGUUAGCGAAAAUAUGUAAAAACAAGAGUUUUCCCCUGCAGUAAUCUAUGAAAAGGGAGCAAAAAAUGAAAGCGAAAAGCAAAAUCCCACAAGCGCACAUGACCUUGGGCAGCAAUGCGCAUUGAGCCAGCAGGCUUAUACGCGUAUCGCACCUUCAUUUUACUGAGCGCAAUGAAUUAAAUCGUAUUGUGACGUCACCUCCUAAAGCCGUGCAAUGGUACAAUUUGGAUGGUACGUCUUGUGUGCAACGGUACGAAUGUUUGACAUUCAGCCUCUCAUUUGCUCGCGUACAACAAGCUAAGCAGGCGUUGUACAAAUAUCACUAGCAAUAUUGCUUAUAAAAUAUAUAAAGCUUGUGAAAUUCGUCUAAACUAGCUCUUUGUGAAUAUGUUGGUACAAUGUUGUAGUCCAUGUUCCCUUUGCUGAAAAGAAAAUUAUAUUGUGCUUAUAUCAUUGUAAAAAAUACCUGCUGAACAUGCUCUUAUAUCGUAUUUCGCAGCUGUAACAUGUAUUCGAUCUUAUUGCUUAUGAUUUAUUUCCUUAAAAGCAUUCAUGCCUUUGAAAUAUUCCAGUCUCAUGUAUGUUCAUGUUUUGCAUUGAAUUGAUUUUAGAUUGUGAUUUUACCUGGGAAUUGGAUCUUCGUUUGAGUUAACUGAUAGUGCAGAUUAUUUUUUUCUGUGAGCUUCGUAAAAUCAAAUCGUCAUUAUUAUUGGUCAUCUUCUUUAAUGUAUUGUAAUCCGCAAUUCCUUAUGUAUAUCCUCAUACAUGUAUCUUCCUUUUGAUUUCCUUUUGUUUGGUCAAUGAUGUUCAUUGUAGACCAGUAAACACAGAAAUAUUAAAGUUUCCAUCAGCUUAAAUUGAGUAAAAUUAAUAAAACAACAAUCAAUAUUGUAUUGAAAAUUUCAAGAAUAUCAGAUGAAAAUUGAAUAAUGACGUUUCCAUUUUCGUUUAUUUUCAUACAAGAGUGAUUUGCAAUUGAUAAUCAUCAUGACAGAUUACAUAGUUUUGUGAAAUAUACUCUGAAGUUACACAACGAAGUCAUGCUCACCAAAUACGCAUUUUAAUGCACCGCUUGAACAUCCUUUAGAUAAUAAUCAGAACAUUUGAUCUGAGGAAUCAUUUAUUUGUCACAAAUGAAACUAUUAUGUUUAUACUUACCCACUGUAAAAAAAAGAACAAUGUAAAGCAGUUCAUAUAUAGGUAGAUCAGUAGAUUGUACCUAAGUGGUAAACUGGACUUGCUAUUGAAAUUUAUGGUUAUCUUACAAUUAGGAUAAACGGGAGAAAAAAUCAAUUGAAAACAUAUUAGCAACGGAAAAAUUUAUUGGGACUCUAUAAUGGGGUGUUGCAAGAAACUUGCGAUUGAACGCAAAUCGAACGCAACUCCCAAAAUUGAGCGUAAGUCCUCCGAUUAAACGCAAAUCUGCAAUUGAACGCAAGUUACGUUCAAUCCUGUUGCAAGAAGUAGUUGCGUUUGAUCAAUUGAACGUAGAUCAAGCGCAAGCUUUGCAAUUGAUUGCAAAUCGAACGUAACUUAUGUGAGAUUUUAGAGGACGCGCUCGAUUGCGCUCGAUUUACGUUCAAUUGAUUGUCCAUAGGCUUGUGUACUUAUUCUGCCAAUUUUUUUAUUUUUUUAUAUAUUUUUUUGAAAUCUUGAGUUAAUUAUACCAGUUUCAAUUUCCCAUAGGUUUUUUUCAAGAAAAACUUAAAAUAACGUUAUUUUCAACCUUCAUAUGCCUCUACAGCAAUUAUGCCAUUAUUUUCACAAAACUUCACUACAUUCUAUCCUAAUAUAAUUUCAAAGUGUGUCAAUCACCAAAAAUACUCUGCUCUCGUUAUCAGAGGUCAUGAAAUAUUCAAAUUGUGAUUUCUGAAAUAAUUUGUAUGAAGAAAUAUUGAAGAAAUAAUAACUCUCCAUAGCCACAAAAGCCACUGUUUAUUAAAACACCUCAUGCACUGGCAAAUGCUUAUUAAUAUUUCUGAGGGUUUGCAGUAAAUACAACUCAGAUUUUUUUGGCAAGAGCACCAAAUUGCUUCAAUGCUUUCAUUCAUACAUAUCAUAAUGAAUAACAUGCCCAAUUAAGUUAUUUUAAGUUUGAUUUUCAAAUUAAACAUACAUUCCAGGAGAUUGCUACACUUCAAAAUCUGAAGCUCUCUUGUUUCUCCUCUUUAAUCAUGAGAUUGCAUCACAGAUAUAUAUCACACUUGCAUACAGGGAUGAGGUCGAGGGUGAUUCUUCAGAGUCAUGAGGCAGCUUGAGAGAACUUCCCAUAGAUUAUGUACAGUGACUCGGACCGAGGCCAGUAAAAUGUUGCCUCGAGGUCAGCAUUAACUUCAUCCCUGCUUGGAACUGAAAAGAUCCAUUGAUCUGUGCACAAAAAAGAACACUGCUCAAGACAUUCAUUAUUGAUGGACCUUUUAUUUUUAUUUUUCAUUGUUUCUUGCUCCCAAGGAAUUACUUCUGAGAUUCAGUUAUACCAAAUAAAAUUUAAUAUCUUCAUCAA